Molecule: messenger RNA, 832 nt
Organism: Populus euphratica (Euphrates poplar)
Lineage: Eukaryota; Viridiplantae; Streptophyta; Magnoliopsida; Malpighiales; Salicaceae
Gene: GLYI8
Product: Lactoylglutathione lyase / glyoxalase I family protein
Exons: 2
Coding region: 193-756 (187 amino acids)
Source: RefSeq, a predicted model, not a curated record
CAAGGCUACAACGUUAAAAAACCACGCACUUCAACAACCACGCGUCAUCGGUAUUACAUACGUGUCCACUGCCAUAAUUUGUGGGAACCUUCAAAAAACCCCACCUUCAAACGCCAUGCACAACACUAGCAGUGCUAGCACCUCAGAAAGUAUAGAAACGAAGAGGGCCGGUCGGUGUUAAACUGUUAAUUAAUGGAAAAGAAAGAAGAGACUAAUAAUAACAAGGAAGAGAGGAACAAUGAGGGGAAAGAGGAGGACCGAAUUCCUCAAAUGGCGUUGAAUCACGUCUCGAGGCUCUGUAGAGACGUGAAAGAGUCCAUUGAUUUCUACUCCAAGGUUCUUGGGCUGGUCUUGAUUGAGAGGCCACCAGCUUUUGAAUUUGAUGGAGCCUGGCUGUUCAAUUAUGGCGUUGGGGUUCACUUGAUCCAGGCCAAGGAUGAAGACAGUUUGCCUAAAGCAGAUCGUCGUUUGGAUCCCAUGGAUAACCAUAUUUCUUUUCAGUGUGAAGACAUGGAAGCACUGGAGCAGAGAUUGAAGCAGUUUAACGUGAAGUACACGAAGAGGACAGUAGACGAUGAUAAAAACGGAACAACGAUUGACCAGCUUUUUUUCUGUGAUCCAGAUGGGUACAUGAUCGAGAUGUGUAACUGUGAGAAUCUUAAGCUGGUUCCAGCGGGCUCAUUAGGCAGUAUAAAGCUACCAUGCGAUCGGCAUAAUCCUCCUGUUGAUUUGGAGAACGGGCGUCAUGCAAAAUAAGACUUCUGGUUUUCGUUUUUUUAUGAAUAAACGCAUCAAAAAAAGUAGUUUCUUUCAUUUCUAUUGUGUUAAUCGU